CUGCACUACGGGACCCUCCUGGGCAGCAGAGCUUGUGCCCACAUGGCAGCAGCUGCCUGGGCUGCUGGGUUUCUCAAUGCUCUGCUGCACACAGCCAAUGCAUUUUCCCUGCCCCUGUGCCAGGGCAAUGCCCUGGGCCAGUUCUUCUGUGAAAUCCCACACAUCCUCAAGCUCUCCUGCUCACACUCAGGCUACCUCAGGGAAAUUGGGCUCACUGUGGUUAGUUCCUCUUUAAUAUUUGGUGGUUUUGUUUUCAUUGUUUUCUCCUAUGUGCAGAUCUUCAGGGCUGUGCUGAGGAUCCCCUCUCAGCAGGGACGGCACAAAGCCUUUUCCACGUGCCUCCCUCACCUGACCGUGGUCUCCCUGUUUGUCAGCACUGCCAUAUUUGCCUACCUGAAGCCUCCCUCCAUCUCCUCUCCAUCCCUGGAUCUGGCCCUGUCAGUUCUGUACUCAGUGGUGUCUCCAGCACUGAAUCCCUUUAUCUACAGCCUGAGGAACCAGGAGCUCAGGGACGCUCUGAGGAAAAUGAUGACUAGAUGCUUUUCAGCAGCAAUAACCUGCCUCUUUUCCUCUGUACAGCAUUCAUAA
Molecule: messenger RNA, 588 nt
Organism: Pipra filicauda (Wire-tailed manakin)
Lineage: Eukaryota; Metazoa; Chordata; Aves; Passeriformes; Pipridae
Product: olfactory receptor 14J1-like
Exons: 1
Biological process (GO): G protein-coupled receptor signaling pathway
Cellular component (GO): membrane
Molecular function (GO): olfactory receptor activity
Source: RefSeq, a predicted model, not a curated record